CUGAAAGGUUCCGCCUUGUUUGCCAGGAUUGGCUCGUUCAUAUUCACAAAACGGUGAAUUGUCCAAUCAGCGAAAAGUUUGGGUGUACGACGAACAUGCUGCCUCGCAGCCAAUCGUAAUGCAGGAGGCAGGAUUUGCGCCAGUUCUGCUGGAAAAAAUAACGCGUGCAAACGCGCUACUACUGGCGCAUGCGCAGUUUAGCCUUUAUUCCAAACGGGCGCUUCGGGGCGGAGAUGAGCAGUGCUGCCUGCUCGCUGCAGAUAUAUCUGAUAAUCAACAAACCCAGUGAUGCUCAGUGCAGAGGACUGACAUGGCAGCUUUCCUCAGAAGACUGUGAGUUGAUCUGCAGGAGAAUGCUGGAACCGACGUCACGUUCGUUCUCCAUCAUAGAUGAAUCCCUGAAGUCUUUCUGUUCCCAGUGUUUGAAUUAUUUGCUGUAAUCGCUCUGAGCUCACAUAUGGUUCCCACGUGCCACAGGCCUGUAAAUAAAGGGAGAGCCUUUUUGGAAUAAAGUGCUGUUUUUGCACAUCGUUAUUACAGAUCACAGCGUUUGCUUGCCUUUUUUUUAUGCGAGUUUUGGUCUAUAACUGGUUCGAUCGUAAGGAAACAUGGAGGCCAAUAUGGAAUAUAUUGUGGGACAGGUGAUGCAGAAAGACCUGGGACGACGACUCCAGGUCGGACAAGAGAUCAUAGACUACAUUCUGGACAGGCAGAAGUCACAUGAUCUGGAGCACGAUCAGACCAUGCUCGACAAGAUGGUGGACGGCCUGGCUACUUCAUGGGUCAACUCUAGCAACUUCAAGGUGGCUCUUCUGGGAAUGGACAUUGUGUCUGCUUUAGUGACCAGAUUACAAAAUCGCUUUAAACCCCAAAUUGGUACAGUCCUGCCCAGUUUAACAGACCGUUUAGGUGAUGCCAAAGACCAAGUAAGAGAUCAAGCCCAGGCUCUGCUGUUAAAAAUAAUGGAUCAAGCUGCCAAUCCACAAUACGUAUGGGACCGAAUGUUGGGAGGAUUCAAACACAAGAACAACAGGACCAGAGAGGCUGUCUGUUUCUGCCUUAUUUCCACACUAAAUAUAUAUGGAGCCCAGGGUUUAACUCUGAGCAAGAUUGUGCCUCACAUAUGCAGUCUUUUAGGGGACCCUACAAGUCAGGUUCGAGAUGGAGCUAUGAACUGUCUUGUGGAGAUUUACAGACAUGUCGGAGAGAGAGUGCGAAUGGAUCUUGGGAAAAAAGGCUUGCCACAAUCACGGUUGAAUGUCAUUUUCAGCAAAUUUGACGAAGUACAGCGGUCAGGGAAUAUGGUGCUGUCUGCAGAUAAGAACAUAGAUGAUGACGACUCUGUGGAUGGAGGCCAUUCCUCCGCCUCCUCUAAAGGAGCAGCGUCUGUCCGCCGAACAGGAUCCGUGCGCAGACCAAGCUCUGCCUCCAGCACCAAGAGCACAGGAAAAGAGGUGUCAGCUGCUGGUGCUUUGGAUGAGGAAGACUUCAUCCGUGCCUUUGAGGAUGUGCCCACCAUACAGAUUUACUCCAGCAGAGAGCUUGAGGAUUCCAUGAAUAAAAUCAAAGAGGUCCUCUCAGAUGAAAAACAGGACUGGGAGCACAGAGUGACCGCGCUGAAGAAGGUGCGUUCGCUGCUGCUUGCCGGAGCCACUGAUCAUGAAGCGUUCCUCCAACAACUGCGGCAGCUGGAAGGAGCGUUUAAGCUCUCCGCUAAAGACCUGCGCUCUCAAGUUGUCCGUGAGGCCUGCAUCACACUGGGGCAUCUGUCGUCCAUGCUGGGUAACAAGUUUGACCAUGGAGCUGAGUCUAUCAUGCCCACGUUGCUCAAUCUCGUCCCAAACAGCGCUAAAGUGAUGGCCACAUCCGGCGUAGCAGCCAUCCGCCUCAUUAUACGACACACACAUUAUCCUCGGAUUAUCCCCAUCAUUACCAGUAACUGCACGUCCAAAUCCGUGGCUGUCCGGCGGCGCUGUUAUGAGUUUUUAGACCUUUUACUCCAGGAGUGGCAGACGAGCUGUCUAGACAGACAUGUAGCUGUUCUGAUGGAAACCAUUAAGAAAGGAGUCCACGAUGCAGACGCAGAAGCCAGAUCUGUUGCCAGAAAGUGUUAUUGGGGAUUCCAUGGCCACUUCAGUAAGGAGGCGGAGCAGCUCUUUCAGGCUCUCGAGCUGACCUAUCAGAAGGCUCUGCAAUCGCAUCUGAAGAGCUCGGAUAGUGUUAUGUCUCUCCCUCAAUCCGAUCGCUCCUCCUCCAGCUCUCAAGAGAGCCUCAAUCGUCCACAAUCUGCUAAAGCAUCUGUAGGAAGCAGUACAACCAGGAAUAAAGUGGUGAGCUCUAGAGUGUCCUCCACACCUGGCUCGCUGCAGCGAUCACGCAGCGAUGUUGACGUCAACGCCGCUGCCACCGCCAAGUCUCGAAUGCCCAAAGUACCCGCUGCUGCUCCCUUCAGCUCAGCUGGUGCACUGCCGCCUGGCUCCUACGCCUCGCUAGGUCGUGUGCGCACACGGAGACAGAGUUCCGGCAGCAGCGUUGGAGGCGGAGCCUCUGUUACAGACAGCAGGGGGCGGAGCCGAGCGAAAGUGGUGUCGCAGUCACAACCUGGGAGUCGUUCCAGUUCUCCUGGGAAGCUUAUUGGUCAGUCCUAUGGCAAAAUGUCCUCUGUGACCUCAGCAGAGAAGCGCAGUAGGAUCCCACGCAGUCAGGGCUGCAGCCGAGAGAGCAGCCCCGGUCGCUCGGGUCAGGUGCGGGGUAGUCGCAUCCCGCGGCCCAGUAUGAGUCAGGGUUGCAGUCGUGACACAAGCAGGGAGAGCAGCAGAGACACAAGUCCUGCACGGGGUUUUACUCCACUUGUCUCUCGGCGCCACUCGCGCUCCACCAGUGCCCUGACAGGCAGCGACGCUCUGCAAACAGAUCGUUUUGGGCUGAUCCAUCAGGCGCGGAUCUCUGCCUCGGUCAACGCCAUGCGCAUCCUGAACACAGGCAUGGAGGUGGAGGCAGCAGUGGCUGAUGCUCUGCUAUUAGGAGACUCCAGGAAUAAGCGGAGGCCCGUGCGGCGCUGGUACGAGUCUCCUGGCAUGUACUCGGACGAUGACGCCAACAGCGACGCCUCCAGCGCCUGUUCAGAGCUUUCCUACAGCUCACGUAACGGAGGAGUGCCGCACUACAUGCGCCAGACGGAGGACGUAGCCGAGAUCCUAAACCACUGCGCCAGUUCCAACUGGUCCGAGAGGAAAGAAGGCCUGCUGGGCCUCCAGAACCUUCUGAAGAGCCAAAGAACCCUCAGCCGUGUGGAGCUCAAGAGGUUGUGUGAGAUUUUCACUAGGAUGUUCGCCGACCCUCACAGCAAGAGAGUGUUCAGCAUGUUCCUGGAAACGCUGGUGGACUUCAUCGUGCUGCACAGGGAGGAUUUGCAGGACUGGCUCUUUGUGCUCCUCACACAGCUGUUAAAGAAGAUGGGCGCUGAUCUGCUGGGCUCAGUGCAGGCCAAAGUGCAGAAAGCUCUCGAUGUCACCAGAGAUUCUUUUCCCUACGAUCAGCAGUUCAACAUCUUAAUGCGCUUCAUUGUCGAUCAGACACAAACUCCAAACCUCAAGGUGAAGGUGGCCAUUCUGAAGUAUAUCGAGUCUCUGGCCAGGCAAAUGGAUCCCACUGAUUUUGUGAACUCCAGUGAGACACGCCUGGCCGUCUCCCGCAUCAUCACUUGGACGACGGAACCCAAGAGCUCAGAUGUCAGAAAGGCUGCUCAGGUGGUGCUGAUCUCCCUGUUUGAGCUGAACACACCAGAGUUCACCAUGCUGCUGGGAGCGCUGCCUAAAACCUUCCAGGAUGGAGCCACCAAACUCCUGCACAAUCACCUGAAGAACUCCAGCAAUGCUGCAGCCACGAGUUCGCCGAGCAACACAGUGGGCCGCACACCUUCAAGACACUCUGGUUCCCGCACCAGUCCCCUGACCUCCCCUACAAACUGCUCUCAUGGAGGACUCUCACCCAGCAUGCUGGAAUAUGACACAGAGAACAUGAACUCAGAGGAGAUCUACAGCUCUCUGAGAGGAGUCACUGAAGCCAUUCAGAGCUUCAGCUUCCGCAGCCAAGAGGACAGCUAUGAGCCAAUCAAACGCGACACCAAGAAAGACGACGCGAGUGCCGUAGCGUCCUGCGCUGCAGACCCCCGGCUAGGUACAGACGUGAUGGAGGGGGGCCGAACGGCUCUGGACAACAAGACGUCGUUACUGAACACACCGUCCCCUCGCUCUUUCCUGGGGCCGAAGACACGCGAAUACAAUCCCUAUAACUACACCGACUCCAUCAGCACUUACGAUAAAGCUGCUCUGAAAGAGGCGGUGUUCGACGAUGAUGUGGAACAGCUCCGUGAUGGUCGUCGUCAAGAGUUUGGUGAAAACAAAAUCAUGGCUCCCAAAAGUUAUUCUGCAGGCCCUGCGCAGCACCUGGAGCUGGUUGGUGACCUCCUGAAGGAGCUGUCCAAUCACAGCGAGCGUGUGGAGGAGAGGCGGGCCGCCCUGUUGGAGCUGUUGAAGGUGACCCGUGACGACAGUGUGGCCGUAUGGGAGGAGCAUUUUAAAACCAUGCUGCUGCUGCUCCUGGAGACACUGGGGGACAAAGACCACACCAUCCGGGCGCUGGCGCUGCGUGUUCUGAAAGAGAUCCUGCGAAGUCAACCUGCACGCUUCAGGAACUAUGCAGAACUGACCAUUAUGAAAACACUGGAGGCGCACAAAGACUGCCACAAAGAGGUGGUGCGUGCCGCAGAGGAGGCCGCCUCCACCCUGGCUUCCUCCAUCCACCCGGAGCAGUGCAUUAAGGUCCUGUGUCCCAUCGUACAGACUGCAGACUACCCCAUCGACCUGGCCGCCAUCAAAAUGCAGACCAAGGUCAUCGAGCGCAUUCCGGAGGAGUCCCUUUAUCAGCUGCUGCCUGACAUCAUCCCCGGUCUACUCCAGGGUUAUGAUAACACUGAGAGCAGCGUGCGGAAAGCCAGUGUCUUCUGCCUUGUGGCAAUUUAUUCUGUGAUUGGAGAAGGGUUGAAGCCUCAUCUUGCCCAACUGACGGGCAGCAAGAUGAAACUGCUGAACCUCUACAUCAAGCGAGCCCAAACUACCAACAGCAACAGCAGCAGCUCCUCUGACAUCUCCUCCUACAGCUAAACCAACCAAUCACCUUCUAAACCAAUCCGAACCUCGCUCCCAGUCCAAUUUUACUGAAACGACUUAAAGGACAGUGGUUUUGAUCGAAUUGAAUCCUUCAUUAAACCCAAAACAACAAUAAUUAUAUAACAAGACCUGUUUUUAGAAAUGUGACUUGUUGCUUGUUCGGUUUUGGGUCCACGUUCCAGUAUGUGAUGACUGAAACGGCUUGUAUUGCCGUACUCCUGAAUGUGUGUAUAUCAAACAUUAAUGAGAGCAGUUGUGCCUCAGUCCAGUGGACCUGUUUGUCUGUAUUCUCUUGUAGGGCAAUCUAUUUCUAUUAAAGGAAUACUCUUUUUUUUUUUUUUUUUUUUUUUUUUUUUAAAUCUCAUUACCACAUCUGCAGGGUAUGUGUAAUGACCAUGGACAACAAUUUAGAAAAUUGCCCUUUACUGAGAAAAGAACAGAAAAUCUGUUCAUAUAUUACUUGCUUAAAAUGAAAGUCUAGUCUUUUUUUGCAGACCAAUGCUUAGAGCACGUUUAUGAAUUUAUAAGUCAAAAGUUUUGAAGCUUUAAAUCUGUCCAAUUCAGCCUUUCAGAAACAGAACUAGUUUUUUUUGAGGGAAGAAUUUGUUGGUAUGUGAUGUAGUUACUCUAACUCUAGGGAAACAUGGAAGUACCUCAUUGGCACAAAAUUGUAAGUGAAGUAUCUGAAGGAUACUUUUUACUGUAUUGCUUCACUGAUAGAACAUAGGGUAACACUACAUAAGAACAUUUUUAUGUUAAAAUGUGUAUUUCUGUACUAUCCUAACAUGUUCAUUGUUAGAGUCUACUGUUUGGAGUUUCAAAUUCCUGUUAUAUAGACUUAUAUAUAUAUAUAUCUUAAACAUUAAUUCACUGCACCAACAUCUGCCCCAAAGACUUCUAUUAUAAGUCUGAAUUUUUCUUAGUACAUGCAAAUGUGUAGGAAAACUUCAGUGCUUGGACCACCACAGAGAAAGGAGCUUCUCAGUAAAGGGAAGCGUACAGGGAAACUUUAGUUCUUGGACCCCUACCAAGAAAAUGUCUUCUGUGAUUACACAUACGCUAUAGAUUUGAUGUACAGAGAUUAGAUUGAAAAUUUCUGGAGUAUUCCUUAAAACCCUUUUUUUUAAAAAAACAUUAUUCCGUCGGUGCAGAGGAAAAACGACGUACUGUAGCUGGUUGCGUUUUAAAAUCAUUCGGGCGUAAAAUUCAAGUAGCGACAUUCGCGAUUGGCGAACGAAAACUGACCAAUCAGCUGCUGUAUUAUUGUUCGCUUGUGUCAACAAUUCAGUGAUGGACGUUUUAUGUCUUAUAAAUGUAAGGACGAGUUGAACGUUCAUUCCUAUGUAGGUGUAGUAAGACAUCUUUAUCACUGCUGCCUCUAAUUUCUGGAAAAUUCUGUUGCAUGCUAAUCAUUUGGACCUACAGAAAAUUCUCUUCUUGGGGGGGGCAUGUAAUGCUAAAUAUGCAAGAACAGAGAUUGUAUUUGUACAGUAAUUGUCCUUUUUGUCCAUUAAGAAGGGAAAAAAAGAUGAAGGAUAAAUGUAUCCCUGGUUCAUUCUGUAAAAACAAAACAACAACAAAAAAACCCCCCCGAACAUGUAUAGAAGAUUUGACUGAGCAUUUCCUGUUAUACCUGAAUUUGCUUGACGAUCAUUUAGCUAGUUCAGUGACUUCCAUGAGGAAGUCUGCUUAGAAUAAUAUAGAAAUUUUAUUGCCUUUGGGUUCGAUUUUGAAGACCAAGAAAAGAUAUUUAAAAGGACUGUGGAUGUCAGAUAUGCUCAAUUUGAAGCAAACCUCUUCAUCAGUGAACCUUCAUCUCAAUGAUGUUCAUAGACCCAAAGUAAACGUUCAGCUAACUGAGCUUAACAUUGGCCAUUUUCAGAUUACAAUACCGCUAUGAAAUGACACUUCGUAUGAUAAGUACUCGCUCUAAUACUUAUAAGUUUAGUGCAAAUGUCAAUUUUAUUUCGAGCAAUAAUUCUAAACUGAUCCAAAUUGGAUUCACUUUUAGCCAAACCACUUAUCCAAUUUUUUGGUUGUGGGAACGUCUGUGUGCCUGUAUGGCCUUUUAAAGUUCUUCCUUACACAAAGCUGCUGUUAAUUGAACCCUGGCUCUUUAGCUAUUACACUUUGUGCUCUUGAAUGCUGAAUGUUGACAGUGUGUUGAUUUGUUACCUAGCUAUUAGGUCAUGUACUAAUGUUCAUAAAACAUUUUCGGUAUGUUUUUAGGCGCUUCAGUUGUACAGCUGGGGACUGAAGAUGUCUCCCCAGCAGUGGACUCACUGAAUCGUAAAAAGUCAGCAACAAUUUUCCCUGGAUGUGUAUUCUGUCUUUGUGUCAGUAUGAAACUGGAUGAGAAACGUUUUACAUCUAGGUUACAGUCAUCCAGGUUACAUCUAAUGUCUUGUGGUAAGUCAAUAUAUAUAUAUAUAUAUAUAUAUAUUUGACUUACUACAAUAUAUAUAGUUGUCUAGAGCAUUGGUUCUCGAAGUGGGUCCAGGUGGCUCUGAUUUAUUCAUUUAGUUAGGACGGUGAAAAUCAUAAAUCCACUUUUAUUUUUAUUAUUAUUAUUAUUACUAUAUUGUUCCUAAGUUCCUAUAGUUGUUAUAAUGCUCCAUACCUCUCAUAAAUUAAAAACAAUACCUCCAGUACUCAUUAAAAUAAUGAGGUUAAUAUUUGAAUUAGUUUGUUUAUGCUCAUACAUCAGUGCUGAGGGGUCUGUAGAAUUUAUUUUAUAGUUAACGGAGUCCCUGGCUGCAAAAAGUUUGAGAACCCCUGGUCUAGACUUAACACAACAUGACAGAUACUAAGAACAAUUUAUUAGUAUUUGAACUAAUUAAGUCAGAAAACAUUAAAUCAACCUCACUGCAAAAAAAAAAAAAAAACAGUAUCUAUGCAAGUGAAUAAAGGCAAAUUCAUUUAAUCUAAUACAGUAUGUAUAAUUAUGAGAUUAGUAUAUAGCAAAAAAAAAAAAAAGAUCUCCAAACCCAUUUCUAGAGCGCUUUUACUAAUGAACUACUAAUUUCAAGCUUGAAAUGGUCUUUUUUUAAAAAAAAUUUUAAAAAAUCAGUGGAUAAUUUGGCUCUUUUCUUGAAAUAAACUGCUGAGAUAAGCAAAAUUAUCCACUCAUUGUCCAUUUCAAACCUAAAAUUAGUGUCUGAAACCACCUACAUUGCGGAAUUUGCCUAUAUUCAUGAUAUUUCUACUUGCUUAGGUAUUGUGUGACGUUUUAGCAGUGUUUUAAUCGACCAUCCUGAAGAGUUCUUCCUGCAUGCACGUAAAAGCAUGCGUGUUUUAGCAGUCGCUUUCACAAUCUCACAUUCUGGAUCCAAUCUCUUCUGGUGUAAACACAGUACUGUAAUGAUGUGUGCAGUAAGCAGCGUCGUACUGUAGCUGACUGAGUAAUGAUCCUGGUUGUGUGUAUACUGUAGAUAUGUUUACAUGGAUACUUACUAGGGCCCCAGGCUUCGGUUAGAAAUGUCUAGAGGGUCCCAAUGCUUUAUACGUUCCCUCACCUUACUCUUCACUACUACUACUACAGAAAAGCACCUCUUCUCUUAUAUCCAACUAUGUUCACUUACGCUGCAAAUGUUGGGGUUUUUUUGGUGUGUGUGUGUGUGUGUGUGUGUGUGUGUGUGUGUGUGUGUGUGUGUGUGAGGGAAAAGCCAGUGUUUUAAAGGACUGUUACAACGGCAGCCAGUACAAUGCUUUUGCUGACGUAUUGAAAUAUUAGCCGACACGCCUCCUAUCGCUUUACUGUGCAUGCCUUUCGUUUAGCUGCUCUUAUUUAAUAUCCAUAUCUGUAUUUAUGUGUUUUAUUUCGUGUGCGUUCCAACAACUGUACAUAAAAGACCUGUUGUUUUUUUUGUUUUGUUUUUUAAUUAAACUUCCACCUGUGAUAGAUUCUGUAAACACCAUUUGCUCUAGAUAAAGCAAAACCUCUGACUUUUCCA
Messenger RNA from Ictalurus furcatus (blue catfish), 9124 nucleotides. It is a transcript of the gene clasp1b, whose product is annotated as CLIP-associating protein 1-A. Gene Ontology annotation, molecular function: kinetochore binding; microtubule binding. The transcript is spliced from 41 exons. The coding region runs from base 609 to 5165 and encodes 1518 amino acids. Lineage: Eukaryota; Metazoa; Chordata; Actinopteri; Siluriformes; Ictaluridae. Gene Ontology annotation, cellular component: microtubule organizing center; mitotic spindle; spindle microtubule. The record is from RefSeq and is a predicted model, not a curated record. Gene Ontology annotation, biological process: mitotic spindle assembly.